Alternaria ethzedia is the source of this 822-nucleotide messenger RNA. RefSeq lists its product as uncharacterized. Lineage: Eukaryota; Fungi; Ascomycota; Dothideomycetes; Pleosporales; Pleosporaceae. Bases 1 to 822 code for a protein of 273 amino acids. The record is from RefSeq and is a predicted model, not a curated record. The transcript is spliced from 3 exons.
AUGAGACGCGGACACGUGAUCUCCUGCAAGAUGUCGAGUGCAGAGCCAGCCGAGCCUACUGCCGGAGGCAACGAGAGUGAUACGACAGAACAAGGAAGGAGCGAAGCCAGUUCAUCCAGCCAAGAUACGUCCGCCACCAACGAUACUUCACCGACCAACGAUACAUCGCUAGAGGAAGAAGACGCUCCUGUUGAAGAUGAUAAAUAUAAAUACAUCACAUGGUCCAACAAAACAAGACGGAAGUGCUUCAGUGGCCAGUACAAAGAAGAGGGCAACGAGCUAGCAAAACUCAUUGCACGCCUGUGGCCAUAUGCCUUCGAUUAUCGCCCCGAGGUUAUCCUCAAGAAGGCUACAGACAGGUCAAACAAACUAGUGUACCACCUCGACGUGGCUGACUCGGAUUCCCACGAUACGUUGUUCCCAGACGGCGUACUCCCUUGGAAGCCUGGGAGAGGAGAAGCGAUAGAGAAUUUGAAACUGCAGCUGCAGUUCAUGGCUGACGGUGGGGUACGAGCUCCGGUCGAUAGGACUGAUGCCGAGGCCGUGUUAAACGAGGUCAAAUCUCUCAAGCGGCGUUUGGACAAGUUUCCAUCCCGGCCGUAUGACUAUGGAAUGAUCGAACCGGAUGCCAAACACUCAACAUAUGCUUUGACAGCCCGUCCAAGACACAAGAGCAAGGGCGUGGAAAGACUUAUUGGAGAAUUUGACACAAAGGCCAAGAUGGCUGUUGCCUUGGAGAAGAAGACACGAAAAGCGGUGCUUGAUCUGGAGAGUCAGGAGAGUCAGCCGAAACGUCAGUGGAUCAGGAAGAGCAUCCGAUGA